Mollisia scopiformis is the source of this 1040-nucleotide messenger RNA. RefSeq lists its product as uncharacterized. The record is from RefSeq and is a predicted model, not a curated record. The coding region runs from base 421 to 612 and encodes 63 amino acids. Lineage: Eukaryota; Fungi; Ascomycota; Leotiomycetes; Helotiales; Mollisiaceae. The transcript has a single exon.
AUGUGUUUGUAGUAUGAACAAAGUCCAAAGAUGAUCGAGAUAAUGCAACUUGGAAAACGGAAACAUAAUUGUUGAUUAUUAGCAUAGACGUUGCAGCCAAUAUGAAGUCCCUUCACAAUCCAGUCCAAGGGCCAGUCCAAGGGCACCGUCCAUAUCUACGUGUUCCUUGAAAUGAUAUGAAAGAAGACACGCUUGAUUCGAAGAAUCUAAAACCCAACCAGGCCACCAACAACGACUGGUGCGUGAUCAGAUUGCAGUACAAUAUAGGGCAUCAAGUUAGAUCAAAACGAAACCAGAUCUGCACAAUCCAUUUUCAAACAGCACUAGCUUGCAUCUCAAUAUCAACAGAAUAUUCAAGUCGUCAUCAACAACAAAAAUACGAACCCUCGCUAAUAAUAGGGGAGCGGGACCCAGCCGAAAAUGGGCGGAUAUGAUCCGAAGUUUCCUCCCAACGAAUUGAAUACGAACCCAACACAAAUCUCCUCUCCAUCGAUGCAAUCAUCAAAACCCAAUCCCGAUUUCCAUAUUAAGAAUCUCCCAAACACGAGCCCACGUAAUCACAAUCUAUUGCCCAAACCAUCGUAUCUGCAAACACCUCCAUCAUCCCACUAACCACACAAGCCGAUUAUUUCCUCAGACGCGAUUCUAGAACACAAAACAGCCAACAAAGUGACUUGGAGAAGCAAACCAAACGCUGCUACCUAAGCACACAAUUGAUGACUCUACAUGCAUGAUAAUCUCAAUUCAUCAUACGUUCACUCUAUUAACAUGACAUGUCACUUUAUCUUCCCCAAACCUUCCGAAUCCUCGGAUCCUCGUCGGCAUCUUGCUUGGGGAUCCUGGUGCUUGCAUCCCGAUUUUAAUCAAAUGAAUAAUUCAAAAUAAAUAAAAUCUUUAAUAAUAUUUUUCUGAAUGAGCUUCUGCCCCCCCCCUGGUAACAAGCAAGGACCUGCCCUAUUCCAGGGAAAGAAGGAAGAGAAAUUCUCGGGACAGGAAUUUCGAUUUAGAGGUGAGGAUGAUCUGACGUCCAAACCCCACUU